GGUGUCGACUGUGUUGUAAAACUCGCAUUUCCAGGUGGCUUCGAAAUCUCUCUUCAAAACCUUCGCAAAACGCCUUUUUCACUCUCUUUCCAGUCGACAGAUCCCUCUCUCUCUCCUAAAAUCACAUUUUUUUUCCUGUGCGUUUGUACGAUACCGUUCGAUUUUCAAUUUCUCUGUCUAGGGUUUUUGUUUAUCCAACCUCAAUAUAAAUUCCUCUCCGAUUAUCUGCUCUUUGAUUUCUCAAUUCUCUCCUCUGGGUUCCUCCCUUUUUCUCUGUGACUACAAAAAACCAGACACUUGCCCUUUGUUUGGUUCUUGAAUUCUCUGAAUUAGGUUUCAAUCUAUGCGAUCGAAGGGCCUUACCCAGUUUUCAGCACAGAAUUGCAAGGUAGAGUGAAAGAGGAAGACCGAUUUCGGUGCGGUUGUUCCUCUUUCUUCGAUAGUAAGCGUAUCCCAGUUAGAGGGUGGACAUGAGGAACUGGCUAGGACUCCCCGUAAGGGAUUGGUCACAGUUGCCUGACGAUUUACUCCUACUGAUUUUGAGCCGAACCAAUGCCGUAGAGGACUUGAUUGUCUUCUCCGCUGUCUGUCGUUCUUGGCGAUUCGUUGCAGUUAAAGAGUUCUCGACUCGACGCAUCCAGCUUCCGUGGUUGAUGCUGGGUGAAAACCAUGGUUCCGAAACAAGAGGGUUCUUUAGCUUUUAUAGCAGCAAGCAUUACAAUGUAAUGUUACCAAACAUGAGCGGUAGGCGGAUCUGGGGGUCUCAAUAUGGGUGGUUGUUGGUUCUAGAAUUCAACAGGCAAUUUUUCCUUUUCAACCCUGUUACCCGAGUUCGGCUCGAUUUGCCACCUAAGCCCAUCUUUAAGGGUGAAUUCGAUCACGAUGAUCGACAAAAUCAUGCGGCUUCGGUUCCUGGAUUUGUUCGGAAAGCUUUUGUGCUGAGAUAUGCGUCUGGGUCAGGGUCAGGGUCCAGGCCGGGGUCGAGCACGAAUCAUGAUCGAUUCUUGGUUGUCGCAGUGGGAAACGUGUCGGGUAAUUUGGCUUUUGCAAAACCAGGAGGCAGGAAUUGGAUUCAAAUAAGGACUCCGUUUGGUCGCAUUGAGUCGGCCGCAUGGUGUAACGACCGACUGUUCGCGAUUAUGGAUACGGGUAAUCUUCUGAGUUGUGAAAUUUUUGAUGACUCGUCUUCCGGCACGUAUGAAGCUAAGGAGUUUGCAGUAGAGCUAGAUCCUGUACCGGCGUGGAAUAAUAGCAGUCUGGUGGAAUCCUCUGGUGAUCUCUUUUUGGUGGUACGAUUCUUCAGUGGCGAAAACAGUAAGAAUUGGCACAAGACGAAGUAUUUCGAGGUUUACAAGUUGGAUUUCGAGGCCAAGGAGUGGGCGAAAGUGCAGGAAUUGGGCGAUCGGGCGUUGUUCAUUGACGGCGACAAUUAUGCCAUGUCUCUGAGCGCGUCAGAAGUCAAAGAAUGCAAAGGCAGUUGUAUCUACUUCGUUGAGAAAUACUGGGACAAGUGGGGAAGAUACUUGGGGAGCAACGAUGUGGGCAUUUUCAGCGUGGUUGAUCGGUUAAUUAUACCUCACUUCGUCAGUGAUGCUUUCAGUUCGUGCGCUGUUCGCCCAAAUCCAAUCUGGGUAAUGCCGAGUUUGUGUUAGAAAUUCGCUCGUGCCGUCGUUCUCUCAAAAUCAUUUUGAACUCUGUUGUUUGUGUUGUUAAAGUUGGACAAAGUGUUGUGCUGUUUAUGGACACACUGUAACUUCUGGGGCUUGGAAAUACUUUCCAGCUCCACAUUUUCGUUUCUUUUGAGGAUGUUGAACUUACAGACUACAGUUGCUUAUUUAUACAAUUUUUUAGUUGUACCGGAA
Messenger RNA from Rhododendron vialii, 1862 nucleotides. Its product is annotated as putative F-box protein At5g55150. Gene Ontology annotation, molecular function: protein binding. The transcript has 2 exons. The record is from RefSeq and is a predicted model, not a curated record. Bases 471 to 1652 code for a protein of 393 amino acids. NCBI's taxonomy places the organism in Eukaryota, Viridiplantae, Streptophyta, Magnoliopsida, Ericales, Ericaceae.